Cyanistes caeruleus (blue tit) is the source of this 2090-nucleotide messenger RNA. The record is from RefSeq and is a predicted model, not a curated record. Lineage: Eukaryota; Metazoa; Chordata; Aves; Passeriformes; Paridae.
CCAGCAACUCCAACUCCCUUAAAGGUAAAGUAACUCCAUGACACCUGUCUUCUUGUAUUUGAAUAAUUGUAGCUCAGCUUAAGUAAAUGACUGAGCUUUGUGAUCGUCCGUCAAUUGACAGGUUCCCUGAAUUCUAUUAAAAUGAAGCUUGAUGAGCUUAGGGCAUUGUAUGAUGCAGCAGUUGCAGUGUGACUGAAUUUAGUAGCUCAAAAUGCUCCCUCCUCGUAUCUAUGCUCUUGUCAAAAACAAGCAGCUUUGCAAUCAUAUUGCUUUUACACGGAUUCCCCUUUCAGAGGUUCUGAAAACAAUUGAUGAGGGAGAUGCUGAUGAUGUAACAAAGCAGCGAAUCCAUGAAGGAAGAGAGAAACCUGGAGCAUUGUGGCACAUCUACGCUGCCAAGGAUGCUGAAAAGAUACGGGAACUUCUCCGAAAGGUUGGAGAAGAACAAGGCCAAGAAAAUCCUCCAGAUCAUGACCCCAUUCACGACCAAAGUUGGUACUUGGACCAGACCUUACGUAAGAGACUCUAUGAUGAGUAUGGUGUGCAAGGCUGGGCAAUAGUGCAGUUCCUUGGCGAUGCUGUGUUCAUUCCUGCAGGUGCUCCCCAUCAGGUCCAUAAUUUGUACAGCUGCAUUAAAGUGGCAGAAGAUUUUGUAUCUCCUGAACAUGUGAAGCACUGCUUCCGUCUGACACAGGAGUUCAGGCAUCUGUCUAAUACUCAUACAAACCAUGAGGAUAAACUGCAGGUGAAGAACAUUAUCUACCAUGCAGUGAAAGAUGCUGUUGGCACACUGAAAGCUCAUGAAUCCAAACUAGCUAGAUCGUAGGAAUUGCUAAUUCCAAAUGCCCUGUCAAGUAGGCCUUUUGCUCACGGUAUAUACAGGGACUGCACACAACUGCUUCUGCAGGAGCAGAGGCUUCUCACUGGGAGCUGGUGUGGUCAGUAUUACACACACUCUUCAGCCACUGUUUUCUACGCUGCCUCAACACUGAAGGUCUAAUGAAAGGUCACAGAAUUCCAGAUUCUAAAAGGUGCCAUAUCCCUUUCCUGUGGCCUUUUGCAAAUUGAAAAAACAUGGAAACCACUUGGUGUUCCUGCAUAUUAUGAUUAGAAAUGUUACAAAGAGUGUGGAUGUUUUUUUCCCUCAUGCCUAGUUAAUCUCCACAAAGUUAGACAGAACGUGCUGGAGGUGGGUUGUCCUACUGCAGACUUGGUUGAUAACUGCUGAAAAAAUGUGACCAACAGUAGCCCAACUGCAGAAAUUCAGACAAACUUCCCGUGUGAGAUACAGGCCAAGGAAAAGGAUAAAACUAUUCUCUGCACUCCCCUUCUUCUAGCCGUUUCUCUAUACACUGUAGAGUUGCAGAACUAAAGGGAGAACCCACUUUUUUUUUCCCCUGGGAGACUCCAGAAAUAAGAGAAUUGUGUAUUUAGUGAAAAAAUAGGUUUGUAGUGAAACAGUUAAUAUUUCAUGAAAGUAGAUAUUUUUAGUAUUUUUGAAGUACCACAAUUGUUCCUGGAUUUUCAAGGAAAGGUGUAUUACAUUUAGUCUUCCUUUCAAUAAAAUCAAGAAGUGAUUUUUAGAAAGCAGUCUAAAAUAGCACAAAAACAGCCAAAGGAAAAUUGAAUAGAAAUUGAUAUCCCACCUCCCUUGCCCAUAUUACCUCACCUAUCUUCCCCGCUCUCUCUAUGCCACUCUGCUUCCUCAGUAUGAGAAGUAAAAAGGAGUAUAAACUCUGUUCUCACGUGGAGAUGUUGUACAUCUCUCCCUGCACUGGUGACUGCAGGCAAUAUUCACCCAAUACCAGUGCUACCUGAAAACAUCUAUAAAACAUCUAUCCUUUCCAAAGUGAAGGAAAAGUUAACUUUUGGUGUCAACUUUGUCCAGAACUAUUUUAAGUAAAAUGUUCCUGCUUGAUAGAACUGUAUUCAGAAUUACUAAUGUCAGCAUUGAUGCAAUGGAUUUCAUUGUCUGGGUACAUGGGGAAAUGUAUUGACCUUAUCUCCAGCUGUACUGUAGUGCCACUUGCAGGCCUGUUAAUAUGUUCACGGUUAUUUCAUUUUUUAAAAAAUAAAAGUCAUUUACUGUA